AUGCCCCAAAUCAGUCGACGAGCCAGACUCAAAGCUCGGUUGGGCUCCUCUUUACCGCACAGUGAUGAGUGGGCACUUCAAUUCAUCUGAAUUUCUCUUGCAAAAUGGUGCCAACCCCAAUGUUCAAAAUCGCCUCGGAGAAACUCCACUUCAUCAAGCUGCUGACGGCAACUUACUCCGAAUUGCAGAUCUUCUGCUAACUUACCACGCGGAUCCAAAUAUUCAGCAAAAUGACGGCGACACCCCUCUUCAUCUUGCAGCCCAAAAAGGCCAUUCAAAAAUGCUCAAGCUUUUGCUUGAUCACGAUGCAGAUCCAAACAUCCAAAAUUUUGUGUUUGGAAAAACUGCGUUGCAUUAUGCAAUAGAAAAACGAUUUUUGAAUUGUGUGCAGUUAUUAAUUGAAUGAGAUGCAAACCCCUUAAUUAA
Molecule: messenger RNA, 426 nt
Organism: Blepharisma stoltei
Lineage: Eukaryota; Ciliophora; Heterotrichea; Heterotrichida; Blepharismidae
Source: the annotation of a GenBank genome assembly